Messenger RNA from Hippocampus comes (tiger tail seahorse), 5461 nucleotides. RefSeq names its product neuroligin-4, X-linked-like. The record is from RefSeq and is a predicted model, not a curated record. The transcript is spliced from 8 exons. Gene Ontology annotation, cellular component: membrane. NCBI's taxonomy places the organism in Eukaryota, Metazoa, Chordata, Actinopteri, Syngnathiformes, Syngnathidae. The coding region runs from base 145 to 2766 and encodes 873 amino acids. Gene Ontology annotation, molecular function: neurexin family protein binding.
ACACACACAAGAGGGAAAAGUUAUUUGCAAGGGUCAGGGUGUGUGCGCGCGAUGUGUUUAUGGGCCAAGCUGCAUGAGAAUGCCGGAUACCACUGAAGGCUCGUAAACCAUCAUAAAACGGACAUUACCCAAUAUCCCUUCGCCAUGCCCGAGCCGACGAGGAGAAGGCGAGCUUCUCGGCAAGCCUCGUCUCUCCUCAGACUCAUCUCCUCGCUGCCCGCCGUCUGUCUCCUCCACCUCAGCCUGUGCGCAACCCGCUCGUGGGCCCAGCAGACGGUGCCCAUCGUGUCCACGGCGCAAGGGCGCAUCCGUGGCAUCCUGACCCCACUGCCUUCUGACCUCCUGGGCCCUGUCAUCCAGUACCUGGGGGUGCCCUAUGCCAGGCCCCCGACCGGGGACCGGCGUUUCCAAGCGCCCGAGCCGCCCUUACCGUGGCCCGGAAUCCGGAACGUGACCCAGUUUGCGCCCGUUUGCCCGCAAUCCUUGGACGAGAGGAGCAUACUGGGAGAUAUGAUGCCCUCGUGGCUCACGGCCAACUUGGACAUCGCGGCCACCUACCUGACCCACCAGAGUGAGGAUUGUCUCUACCUCAACAUCUACGUGCCCACCGAAGAAGACAUUCACGAGGAGGGUGGGCAGAGGCCCGUGAUGGUCUACGUCCACGGCGGCUCAUACACAGAAGGCACCGGCAACAUGAUGGACGGAAGCGUGUUGGCGAGCUACGGCAACGUCAUCGUCAUCACGCUCAACUACCGCUUGGGCGUACUCGGAUUUCUGAGCACGGGGGACCAGGCCGCCAAGGGCAACUAUGGCCUACUGGACCAGAUCCAAGCUCUGCGCUGGGUCAAGGAGAAUAUCGCGGCCUUCGGAGGAGACCCAAACAGGGUGACCGUGUUCGGAUCCGGAGCCGGCGCUUCUUGCGUUAGUCUUCUCACUUUGUCUCACUACUCUGAGGAUUUGUUUCACAGGGCCAUCAUCCAGAGCGGCAGCGCUUUAGCCAGUUGGGCUGUCAACUACCAGCCCAGCAAGUACGCGCGACAGCUGGGGGAGCGGGUGGGCUGCGGCAUCGACGACAGCACCCAACUGGUGGCCUGCCUCCAGGGCCGCAGCUACAGGGAGCUCGUGGAGCAGCACGUCACGCCGGCCAAGUACCACACGGCUUUCGCGCCGGUCAUCGACGGGGAUGUGAUACCGGACGACCCGCAGAUCCUGAUGGAGCAGGGGGAGUUUCUCAACUACGACGUGAUGCUGGGGGUGAAUCAGGGCGAGGGGGUGAAGUUCGUGGAGGGCAUCGUGGACUCCGAGGACGGCGUCACGGCCGAGGACUUCGACUUCGCCGUGUCGGACUUUGUGGAUAGCCUGUAUGGAUACCCGGAGGGCCGCGAUACGCUCAGAGAGAGUAUCAGGUUCAUGUACACGGACUGGGCCGACCGUGACAAUGCCGAGACCCGACGGAAGACUCUGGUGGCGCUGUUCACAGACCACCAGUGGGUGGCUCCGGCAAUCGCCACGGCGGACCUCCACGCACAGUACGGCUCACCCACCUACUUCUACUCCUUUUACCACCACUGCCAGAGCGAAGCCACGCCCCCCUGGGCAGACUCCGCACACGGUGAUGAGGUGCCGUAUGUAUUUGGCGUGCCCAUGGUGGGUCCCACCGAUCUGUUCAACUGUAACUUCUCCAAGAACGAUGUGAUGCUUAGCGCCGUGGUGAUGACCUACUGGACCAACUUUGCCAAGACGGGGGACCCCAACCAGCCUGUUCCCCAAGACACCAAGUUCAUCCACACGAAACCGAACCGCUUUGAGGAGGUUGCCUGGUCUAAGUACACCCCGAAAGAGCAGCUCUACCUCCACAUCGGUCUGAAGCCUCGCGUCCGAGACCACUAUCGAGCGACCAAGAUCUCCUUCUGGCUCCAACUGGUUCCUCACCUACACCACGUGAACGAGCUCCUCCAGUCGGUGUCCUCUUUUACGCACAGCCCCUCUCCGCAGGACGACACUCCUUAUUCCUACACCAAGCGCCUCUCCAAGGGAUGGCCUCCGAGCAGCACCCGCCACCCGGGAUCCCAAGGAGGUACGCAACAGCCUCCCGAGUCAGCUCUAGGACAGGGCGGCGGCGGCGAGAACGGAGUCCAUGUCGCCAACGAGGACUAUUCAACAGAACUCUCCGUGACCAUCGCGGUGGGAGCCUCGCUGUUGUUUCUGAACAUCUUGGCGUUCGCCGCUCUACUCUACAAGAAAGACAAGAGGCGGCUGGAGCAUCGCCGGCCACGUCCGCUCCCUCCCCCGCGGCGAGAUAUCACGGCCGCCGAUGUCGCCGCUCACCUUCAGGGUGAAGGACUCAUGUCAUUACAGGUGAAGCAGCUGGAAUCUGAUGUGGCGUCAGCUGACGAGAGGAACAACACGCACCACCAUCACACCCUGGACACGCUGGACGCUCUGGACGGUUUGGACACGCAGGACAUCUACAGCACCCUGGACACGGUGCGCCUCACCUGCCCGCCUGACUACACCCUCACUCUGCGGCGCUCGCCCGACGACGUCCCCCUCAUGACCUCGCUCACCCCGGGCUCGCUACCCGUGACGCCGGGCUCGCACCCCGUUACCCCCGCCACACCCAUGACCCCCAUGACGCCCGGGUCGGUGGUAGGGAUGCGGAUGGGCCAUCCCCACCAGGGAUACACGCACCACAGCCCGUACAGUAAUACGCACUUGCCACACACACACAUCUCCACGCACACACACUCUACCACACGUGUAUAACCGCAGCAAGAAUCUUGCCCCCAGCGGGACAUAAUUACAACACACAUGCUUACACGCAUACACACACACACACACACACACACGAAACCAUAGCACACAAAUACCUCUACUAAUGACCCUGCAGGAUUGUUCCAGAUGGAGAGACAUAGCAGUAGGAGGAAACAACAGCUGUGUGGGAGCAGAUGAAGAAGUGGAGAUGCAUUUCUACGGAGGAGAGCUUUGGAUAUGCCAUGUUUGUUCGAGGCGGCGCUCAAGCAAUGAGCAGCAGGUCGGUGGUGGACCAGCUUGUAUCUGGCGAAUCUUCGGAUAUGGCGAUGAGCAAGAGCAGUCAAUUGGGGACUUAAUUUUAACUCGUGUAGCUAAGGGGGCGCUCGAGUAACAGCGGUCUGUGCUGGAGCAAAUUGUAUGCGGCGCAGCUUUGGAUAUGACGCCGCCUCCUUGCUCUUGGCUGCGCUUGAGCAAGUAGCGGUUAGCUGUGGACCAACUUGUAGCUCUCUGACUGGAAGUGUCGGACUUAAGUUGAGAAGGUACAGAAUUGACCACGCAGAAAGAACGGGGGCGAGACAGAAAGGGACUUUGGCUGUCCACCUGAACAACCUGUGAAAUGUGAAUGUAGCAUUUCUUUUUCUGUUUUUCAACAAAAAGAGAUUUGUCCCGGAACAAGUUGAGCUGAGGAGAACAUCCUAACGAAGGAGAGCAGGAGGGACUACAUAUUAAAAAGAAAACAACCUUAGCUGAAGGAAAAAUAAAGAGAUUCGAACUUGACCGAGAGCGGUAUAUCGUACCAGCUCUCCGAGAUGUUCCACUCGAGCAUCACUCUAACCAGCUAUGUGUUCAACUACUGUAAAUAGAAGGGAGAGAUGAUAGCUUAUGAUUUAUAGCAUUUACCUCGAUCUUGCAUUGACUUAUUUAACCACAUUAUUGCUUUCAUUUCUGAUAUUACUCUAUUGUUGUAUAGAUGUCCUGAAGCAAGGCUGGUUGUAUGUCUCGCUCGCUCACCUACUUUAAUAUUUAAAAGGCGUUCUUUUGCUGUUUGUCAUCAUUUCAACCAGUCUCCACUGUAAUCGUCUCGGUCUACUUGUUUCGUCGUCAGAAAUUCUCGGACAGCGUCCUGGCUAAUUGUUUGACCACCAGGGUGAUGAGAUCGUAUUGUGUAGAUAAUGCAACAUUGCUAAGAUGACUGAGCACCAGCCAACCGCCAUUCAGAACGCUUGCCCUCCUUCCCCUUCGUCUGGCCCUAAUUUCCUAAAAGGGUCCAAUUCGGUUGAGUUAUUUUGAAGGCUGCUUGUUUUGAUUCACAGGUUACUGGGGAAGAAAAAAAAAACUGAGCAAAUUAAGAUUCUACCUCCAUUGUUCACAAUGACCAGAAAAUACAAUAAUUACAAAAAAAAAAAAACAUGAGGUGUUGUAUGUAAUUUUUUUUUUCUUAAAUUAAUAUUUUCUUUGCAACCACUUCUACGCAUUGUAGUUUUUUGUUGUAGUAGUUUUUUGUUUAACCAACAAUGGCUUAAAACUAUCGCCAUAAACUCAACAAAAUAUAAUUGCAUCCUGAUAAGAAAAAAAUCAAAGCAAAAGAAUGACAAGCAUCCUGCCAUUUGACGAAUGAGUCACUUUCACUUCUUGGUUCAAUUUUUAUUCUUGAUCAUUACGUGGCCCUAUACAGGGCAAGGAACCGGAACCGGAUGAUUUCUGGCCAAUUAGAAAAAAAAAAACAGUUGCCAAAGUAUAAUUACAUUUAAUGAUAGAAAUGUAAAACAAGUAUUUUUAAUAUCAUGGUAAUGAAAAAAAAAAGUUUUCUAAUGUCUUGCAAUAAUUUCCUGGGAUUUGAAUGUUGAAUUUAUAAAUCUUUCAACAAGUGCUCUAAUAAAGGGUUCAAUUACUUUCACUUUUAUUCUCGCAUAAUAAAAAAAAAGAAAUGAUCCAUUAAUCAUUUGUUUUUUGCGUUUGCCAUUGAAGACUUGCUAUACUAAUCUCAUGCCGCGUAUUGCUUUUUAAUUUUUUUUUUUUUAGCAUUUGAAACACCCUUGCAAGGGCCGUUUAAUUUUUUAUUUUUAUUUUUUGUAAUCAAGUUGCCAUUCUUCUAGUCAGGCUUCAGCUUCUUGUGUAAAUCAUGACGAGUUCUACUUUGGACAGAUUUUGGAGGUUAUCCAGCUGGCUUCACACAGCUUAAGGGCUCUUUUGUCAGUUACGUUUCGAAUAAAUAAAUACGAGUGCAUUCAUAUGAACUAGUCACGUCGCAGAAGUGAUGCCGCUCUCGUAGCUGCCACAAAAAUUGACUUUGACAAAGGCCCAGUCCUGUUGCAAAUCAAAAAGUUGGCCAACCUGCAUUUUCACUUGAGUAACCCUUUUGCAACGGCCUCAACUUCCGUGUUGCGUUUUCUGUUCCCUCACUCAAAUGUUCAUUCUCCAAAACCAUGCUACUUUGCCACACUAUUUAAUCCAAUAUACAUAAGAGAUUUUAGUUGAUGUCAGCCAAACACCUGGAAAAAAAAUGUAAAUUUUUGGAUGGUAAAAUAAGAAGUUUUGCAAAAAAAAAAAAAAAAAAAUCCCACUGAAACAACAGUGGAACAGGUUGAUUGAGGCAUUUUCUUUUUCAUAUUGACUCGGUGGAUGGUGCGAUUGUGUGAAAGCAUAAAACAUUUCUGCUGCAAUUUUGAAAAAUAAAAAUACCGUAUUGAUAUUUUACAAUUUAGGA